Messenger RNA from Prunus armeniaca (apricot), 3843 nucleotides. NCBI's taxonomy places the organism in Eukaryota, Viridiplantae, Streptophyta, Magnoliopsida, Rosales, Rosaceae. The record is from the annotation of a GenBank genome assembly.
AUGGCUGGAGCUUUGAUCGGAGAGGCCUUUAUUUCUGCUUCCAUCCAGGUGAUUUGUGACAGAAUUGCCUCACCCGAGUUCAUCGACUUAUUUCGGCACAAGAAACUGGAUCAACUUCUCCUCAUGAAACUGAAGAGGACCCUGUUGACCUUGAACGCAGUGCUUGAUGAUGCAGAGGAGAAGCAAAUUGAGAAACCAGCUGUGAGAGAGUGGCUUGACGACCUCAAACAUGCAGUCUUUGAUGCGGAGGACUUGCUAGAUGAGAUCAACUAUGAAGCUUUGCGAUGCAAGCUGGAAGGUGAAUCUCAAACAGCCGACAAAUUUACCAACAAGGUGUGGAACUUCCUCCCUACUUCUCGUAAUAAGUUUUAUCAAAGCAGGAAUGUUAAGAUACAGGAGUUGUUACGAAAACUAGAAGACUUUGUACAACUGAAAGGUGCUCUUGGUUUGACAGAAGUUGUUGGGAGGAAGGUUUCACAAAGAACUCCAACAACUUCCUUGGUUCAUGAACCCUUUGUAUAUGGUAGAGAUGAAGUCAAAGAAAAUUUAUCAAAAGUGUUGUUCUCCGAAGAUGCAAGCGAGGAAAAUGUGUCUGUCAUCCCCAUUGUUGGAAUGGGUGGGGUUGGCAAGACAACCCUUGCUCGAAUGCUUUACAAUGACGAUAAGGUGAAAGAGCAUUUUACAUUUAAAGCUUGGGCUUGUGUUUCAGAAGACUACGAUGCUAUCAGGGUAACUAAAACUCUUCUUGAGUCAGUCACUUCAAAACCUUGUAAUACAACAGAUCUAAAUUUGCUUCAAGUCGAACUAAAAGAACAACUGAGGGGGAAGAAGUUUUUGUUUGUAUUGGAUGACCUUUGGAAUGAGAAAUAUACUGAUUGGAACUACCUCCAAACUCCUUAUACUUCAGGAGCAAGGGGAAGUAAAGUCCUCGUAACAACACGGAACAAAAAUAUAGCAUCUUUCAUGCAAAAUGUUCCUAUUCAAACCUUGGAGCCAUUGUCACAUGAAGAUUGCUGGUUCUUACUUGCAAAACAUGCGUUUGGAAAUGCAAACUCUAGUUCAUAUCCAAGCUUGGAAGAAAUCGGUAAGAAAAUUGCAUGCAAGUGCAAUGGGUUGCCUUUAGCUGCACAAACACUUGGUGGUGUGUUACGUUCCAAGCUAGACUCCGAGGUAUGGAAUAGAGUACUAAACAGCAGCAUUUGGGAGUUACCUUAUGAGAAAAGUGACAUUCUUCCUGCUCUAGGAUUGAGUUACCAUUAUCUUCCAGCUAAGUUAAAACGAUGCUUUAUUUAUUGUUCAAUUUUGCCAAAGGAUUAUGAAUUCAAGUUAGAAGAUGUUGUUUUUCUUUGGAUGGCGGAAGGUUUAAUUCCCCAAUCUGAGAAUGGGGACAACAUGGAAGAGGUGGCUAAGGAAUAUUUUGAUGAACUGUUAUCCCGAUCAUUGUUUCAAACGUCAGGGAAAUCAUGUUUCGUCAUGCAUGAUCUCAUCAAUGACUUGGCGGUGUUCAUAUCUAAAGGAUUUUGCUCCAGGUGUGAAGGGAAGGAAUCACAUGAAUUGGAAAGAGUUCGCCAUUUGUCAUAUACUAGGAAAAAAUUAGAUGCUAUUGUUAAAUUUGAGCAAUUAAAAGGGGCUAAAUGUUUGCGUACCUAUCUCCCUUUAAAACCAUAUUAUAGGUAUAUUGAAAGUUAUUAUGCAAGUAAAAAGGUUCUGCAUAAUUUGUUGCCAUCACUAACAUGUUUGCGGGUGUUGUCAUUGUCUUGUUAUGCAAAUGUCACUGAGUUACCUGAUUCCAUUAAAAAGCUCAUUCACUUGCGCUAUUUGGAUCUCUCUGAUACUGCAAUUGAAACGUUACCCAGUGUACUUUGCAGCCUCUACAAUUUGCAGACAUUAUUAUUGUCAAAUUGUUCCCGUCUCGUUGAAUUACCUGCAGACUUGAGAAAAUUGAUAAAUUUACAGAAAUUAAUGUUGGGAGGUUGUAAGUCUCUUACUAAAUUGCCUGUAGACAUGUGGGAAUUAAUUAAUUUGCAUCAUCUUGACGUGAGUGGAACUAAAAUUGCAGAGAUGCCAAUGCAAAUGAGUACAUUGAAAAGCUUGAGAACAUUGUCCGCUUUUAUUGUGGGCAAAUCUACUGGGUCGACUAUUGGAGAAUUGGGGGAGCUUCCACAUCUUGGAGGAAAACUUUCAAUUUUGCAGCUACGAAAUGUAGUUGAUGCUAGGGAUGCCUUGCAAGCAAAUUUGAAGGAUAAGAAAAAUCUCAAAGAGUUAGAGUUGGAAUGGGGUGAUGAAGAUGCGGAUGAUUCCCAAAAGGAGAAAGAUGUACUUGAGAAGCUCCAGCCUUGGGUGAAUCUGGAGAAACUAACCAUCAGUGGGUAUGGUGGAAAAGAUUUCCCGAAUUGGCUAGGCGGCUCAUCCUUGUCAAACAUACAAGUCAUGCGUAUUAGUGCUUGUAGUAAUUGUUCGUCGCUGCCGCCAGUUGGGCGGCUACCUACCCUCAGAGAGCUCUGUAUUAUAGAAAUGAAACUUGUUAAGACGAUUGGUGUUGAGUUUUAUGGCAGCAAUGGAUCUUCUGUAAUUCAGCCAUUUAAAUCACUGGAGAAGCUGGAGUUUAGGUUGAUGGCAGAGUGGGAGGAAUGGGUACCAAGUGGAAGUGGAGGUGCAGACUUUCCUUGUCUCCAGGAGCUCAUACUAUGGAAGUGUCCGAAGCUGAGAGGAAGCUUACCUUGUGAUCUACCUUGCUUGAAGAAGCUUAGCGUGAAAGGGUGUGGGGUUUUACAUGAUAAAAGUGUCACUACUACUACUAGUACCAGUCUUAACAUCAACUCCUACAAAUCUCUUGAAGAAAUGAGAAUAGAAUUAGAUGAAGGAUGCCUAACAGGCGUGUUAUCAUUACAAGAAGCAAAGUUUUUGUCCCUACUUGAGAUUGGAUAUUUUGAUGACAUACAGUGCUUGCCCAACUGCAAUCGUCUUCAAAGUUUGAUUCUAUGGAAUUGCCCAACCCUGUCGUCGUUCCCUAAAGAUGGCCUACCCACUACGCUGUCAUUACUUACGAUAUACAAUUGUAGGAGAUUAGAAUCCCUACCUCAUGAGAUGUUGGCCAAAUUGACAUCGCUUGGGCGUUUGUCGAUAUUACAUAGCUGUGAUUCAAUGAGGUCCUUCCCCUUGGGCAUUUUUCCCAAAUUGAUGGUGCUUUGUAUUUCGAAUUGUAAGAAUCUGGAAUCCCUUUCCUUCAUUGAAGAAGAUGGAGUUGAUGUGAAUCUCAGGAAUCUGGAGAUCUUACAUUGUUCAAAUCUGGCGUGUUUUCCCCAGGGAGGAUUGCGCGCUCCCAACCUGACUGAAUUGAAAGUCGAGACAUGCGAGAAGUUGAAGUCAUUACCUGAACGCAUUCACACCCUCACACGCCUUCGAUCUUUGGAAAUAAGGGAUCUUCCAAAUCUAGAGUCAAUUGCAGAAGAUGGGGGUUUGCCUCGCAACCUCCGACAUUUUAGCAUUGAGAAUUGUGAGAGACUGAGGGCUUCAUCAGUGGCAGAGUACUGGGGUUUGCAAGGACUUGUCUCCCUUGAAAUAUUUGUAAUUAGUGGCAGGGGAAGUGACGAAAUCUUGGAGGCGUUGCUUGAGCAACAGCUGCUCCCUACCACUCUUCAACGCCUCGUGAUCAGACAUUGCUCAAGUCUGAAAUCUUUGGACGCAAAGGGAAUUAAACACCUCACUUCUCUUUCUUUUCUGAGCAUCUCUAAUUGUUCUGCCCUGGAAAAAAGGUAUAAGAAGAAGACGGGAAAAGCUUGGGCCAACAUAUCUCACAUUCCAUGCAUCAAGAUAGGCAAAGAAGUGAUCAUCCGAUGUUGA